Molecule: messenger RNA, 1855 nt
Organism: Lentinula edodes (shiitake mushroom)
Lineage: Eukaryota; Fungi; Basidiomycota; Agaricomycetes; Agaricales; Omphalotaceae
Exons: 2
Coding region: 54-1712 (552 amino acids)
Source: RefSeq, a predicted model, not a curated record
AUUUCCAUACGCAGGUAUAAAUAUUCUUCUGUUCCGAGAGCUGAACAUUCACUAUGGAAAGCAGUAAUGCCCUCGCAGCAAUUGUCCUCGCAUUUCAAAGCAUACCUCUGGCUGCAGGCUCUUAUGGAGGAGUGACCGGCCUCGACUCGGUAGCGCGCGGUGUAUGUGCACUGAUUGAUCAGACUACCGGUCCUCUUCUUCUCUACGGACUCAUUAGUCUCUGCUACCCUGACCUCUGCAUCCCUUGUAUCAAACCAGCAUUCCAUUUGAAGUGGAUGGGUUUUCAUGGAUCGAGAGUUCAUAUCUGCUACCCUGUCCUCCACUUCUCUUCCUUCGACUUGAAGCUUCGGAUGGCACGGAUAGGUUUCAUUCACACCAAAGGUUAUGAAACCGAUAUAGAAGGCGCAAGCGCCUCUUUUCGCGCCAAUUGGCUGGAUAUCAGUAACACGGUUACGCGUGCAGGAAAAUUCUUGGUCAGAGGGAGCUCUGGUGGUCGCAAAACGCUUGAGCAGCUUGAGGAAGGGUUCAAUCAAAGUGAAGGAGUUGUACCCUUUGCCCCGAACUCGAACCACUGGAUAUACCCUUACCUGCUUGGAAAGCAGCCUCGAGAAGCAGGUCAAAUGGUUGCAUUGUCCAGAGAUUGUCUUAUCCAGACUACAGCACUUGUCGUUGCACGUUUCGCGAUCCUACUUGCAUCUUCAAUGCUGGUUACCCUUUUCCAUAUAUUCGUUGUUCUGUUCCUGUUCGAAGACACAUUAACAAAAAUUUUCUUAAUCUUCGGAGACAUUGGGCGUUGGAUAUUGGUCGUCGGCCAAUUGGCAAGCGUCAUGACAUAUUCUCUGGAUUAUAAAGGAGUUUGUUCGUGGGCAUCACCAAAAACGUAUGGAGCCCGCUGGAAUAAGCGGGAGCAAAUUCAAUGUCGAAAUCUCGUCCUUCAUUACAUUGGGAAAAUGUAUCCUGCAGGCGUCGUCUUCCGGCUUGCAGCAUGGCUAUGGCCCAAGAUCACUGCUAGAACCGGUGGUGGAUGGAAAGACGUCCUUGGCGAGGAUGAAGUAUUUUCCUCAUUCCAUUGCUUCAGUGAGAACGACUUGGCGGAUAAUAAAAGUACACUUCUGCGUCUGUUUGUGGCGGAAAAAGCACCGGGAGAGUCGUCAAUUGAUUUUCGAGAUUCGUACCACAUCGACUUCAAAGUGCCUACGGAACUAAUCCAAUCUGGGUUUGAUUCCCGGCUACAACCGAAUCCUACUCAACAAAAAUAUAACUUUCGAGUAAUGGGCCCGUUCUGCGUUUGCAAUAUCCUGGCUCCAUUUGUGCUCAUUUGGCGGGAUGGUCAAUCAUCAAAUCCAACACUGACACUAAUUAUCAGUAGUUUAUUUCAAAUAGUUGCUCUGGUGCUCAAUUACAAGGACAUCGAUGACCAGUCAAUCAAUUGUAGAUUCCAGAACAUUCCUCAACCUCUGGUCCAGGGGUCCCAUUACACAGUUCCACCUAGUCCGUUUCGCAAACGUCGCACCGGUGGAAGUACGGGCACCAGAUGGUCUAAUGUUCAUCAUCCUAAUGAUUUCAUUAAUACUGCCAUUGGGGUAAGCGGCACUUCUACAGCUACAACAGGCCCUUCAGUAGUGGGAGCUGCUAUGAUUGUUCUGGAGGAACAGGAUGUGACGGAAGGUAUUACUGAUAGAAAAGGGAAGUUGAGAGCAGUUCAAGACUAGUGAACUCUUAACGUCGAGUGCGUGAACUCGGAAAUUCUGAAUCUAGACAGAGAUUUUGUACAGGGUAUGUACAUUUGAGGCUUCUGAGGGACCGACCGUGCAAUCACAAUAUAAUAAACAGGCAUCCACUGAUUCAUACUUAU